Plasmopara halstedii is the source of this 150-nucleotide messenger RNA. RefSeq lists its product as uncharacterized. The record is from RefSeq and is a predicted model, not a curated record. Bases 1 to 150 code for a protein of 49 amino acids. Lineage: Eukaryota; Oomycota; Peronosporomycetes; Peronosporales; Peronosporaceae. The transcript has 2 exons.
AUGCUUCCAAAGCUAGAGCUGAUAAUACUGUCGGCGACAUUUGCUGUUCACGUCAAAGCUGCUAAAAAAACACCAUCGGCGAGUGUUUUUACAAAGCUAGUAGCUGAAAAUUCAUUUUCACUGCGGAGGGCUCAAUUCUAUCGUUAUUGA